CAGUCUCUCCCAAGAGCAAGAGGCCGAUUCGAUCCAUCUCUAAAGCCUUUUGAGAGAGAGAAAAAGAGAAGCGGACGACAUGGAGGACAUGAAAGCUCAAGCUCAAGUGUGGAAACACAUAUACGGCUUCGCCGAGUCACUCGCUCUCAAAUGCGCGAUCGAACUCGGGAUCGCGGACAUACUCUACGAACAUGGUCAGCCCAUGACUCUCUCCGAGUUAGCCUCCUCCAUCCCUCUUCCCUCGGUCAGCCAAGACGGAUUGUACAGGGUUCUGCGUUACCUCGUCCACAUGAAACUCUUCGACCUGCAGGUCGAUUCCGACGGGUUAAAGAAGUACUGGCUCACUCCCGCGUCCAAGCUCUUGGUCAAAAGCCAAGAGAAGAACCUCGCAUCCUUCGCUCUCCUGAUCUUCUACGAGAUGGACGCUUGGCACCACCUAAGUGCCGCAGUGGAAGGUACCGUGACACCCUUUGAGAAGUGUCACGAGGGCGAGGACCUCGAGGAAUUAUUUGGCAAAGACUCGGUGAUCAAUCGAUUGUUGAGCGAGGGGAUGACGAAUCUAACGAGUUUGAUGGCGGACGCGCUGGUGAAGGGCUGCAAGAAGGCGCACAUCCUUGAUGGAGUAGGGUCCCUAAUUGACGUGGGCGGGAGUACUGGGGUAGCUGCGCGUGCCAUCGCUAAGUCGUUCCCCAGUAUAAAAUGUGCGGUGCUUGAUCUGCCCCACGUAGUAGCCAACGCGCCCGAGUGUUCCGAGGUGACUUGGAUCGAAGGCGAUAUGUUUGUAUCCAUUCCGAAAACGGAUGUGGUGUUCAUGAAGGUGAGGUCGGUCUUACACGACUGUGGAGACGAAGACUCAGUGAAGAUUCUGAAGAUAUGCAAGGAGGCCAUAUCGGAGAAAGGAGGAAAAGUAGUGAUCGUGGAGAUUGUCAUGGAUGUAGAAUCAUCUUCAUCACCGAACGAGAUUACCGGUGCAAAGCUGAAUCUGGACAUGUCUAUGCUGGUCACACCCGGUGGUAAAGAAAGAAGCGAAGAAGACUGGCAGAAGCUCUUCAAGGAGGCCGGUUACAGCCGGUACAAGAUCACGCCCAUCGCUGCAUUCGAAUCAAUUAUAGAAGUCUUCCCUUGAGUCUUUGCAUGUUUUCGUUGUCGUCUUUCUAGCUAGUUUAGUUUUUGUUUAAAUUUUCGUUCAAAAGUUGUCGUAUUAAUUUGUAGUUGAGUAUAUUCUCCAGAGCACCAUGCUUUACUGCUCACUAGCUAGCCUCAAGGAAUGACAAACGUAAAAGAAAAUGAGAAGAAACUGGUGUUUAUUCACUUGGCCAA
This is a messenger RNA of Nelumbo nucifera (sacred lotus), 1320 nucleotides long. Its product is annotated as (RS)-norcoclaurine 6-O-methyltransferase-like. The record is from RefSeq and is a predicted model, not a curated record. Lineage: Eukaryota; Viridiplantae; Streptophyta; Magnoliopsida; Proteales; Nelumbonaceae. Gene Ontology annotation, molecular function: O-methyltransferase activity; protein dimerization activity.